AGGGCCGAGUGAAGUUUGCAAUCAAUGCUGAAUGUGUAAACAUAGCGAUCGACGCACUUUGAACUUCAACUUUGACAAGGAUUGAUAAAAGGUCUUGUACAUAUGACCGACGUAUUCAGCAUCGCUCGGAUAUUACGGGCUAUCAUUGAUGUAGUUUGCAACAUGGUUGUGUUGAAGUUGGUGUCUUACUUGUUCCUCGGCGUUUUCCUAAGUUACGGACUAGGGUGGCCAUGCACACUUACAACAGUCGCAGUUUUCCUUGUGUACGCUGCCACUGGUGGCUGGAGGUUUAUCAGGGUCGUCAUCAAAACUGCUCCUAGGGAUCUACGAGCACUGCGAGUACUGUUGACCCUGAAAUGGAGUGUGAAGAAAUACAACCGCAUUGGACACAGUAUCCCGAAACUCUUCCAAGAAACGGUGAAGAAAUACCCCAAAAAGAUCUGUUUCAUUUUUGAGGACAAGAAUUGGACUUUUCAGGAAGUCGAUCUUCUUACCAAUGCAAUUGCCAACUUCUUUAACGAGUCUGGCAUACGGCAAGGUCAUGUGGUCGCCCUGGUGAUGGAGAACCGCCCUGACCUGGUGUUCUACUGGAUGGGGCUGGCAAAGAUAGGGGCCAUAGGGGCUCUGAUCAACUUCAACCUGAGGGAGAAGUCCCUGCUGCACUGUGUACAGGCUGCACAGGCGCAAUGUGUGGUCUUCUCUGAGGAGAUGGCGUCAGCCGUUGCUGACAUAUCCAGGGAUUUUCCCAAGUCCUGCAACCUGUAUUACAUGGGGAGUGGGCAGUGCCCAGUGGUCGGUGCAGUCAGUCUGGAUCCCCUGCUGGAGAAGAGUCCAACCUACACCCCACCUGCGCCUAUAACCAAGUUUACAGACCGCGUGUUUUAUGUGUACACAUCUGGAACAACAGGACUACCUAAGGCUGCCAUCAUUUCUCACUCCAGGUUCUACUACAUGGCCAGUGCUGUGCACAUGAUGCUGGGACUAACUGAUCAAGACAUACUAUACGACCCUUUACCCCUGUAUCACACAGCAGGGGGCAUUAUUGGUAUGGGGCAGGCAUUUCUAUGGGGGACCACUGUGGUCAUCAAGAAGAAAUUCUCAGCUAGUGGAUUCUGGGAUGACUGUUUGAAAUAUAACUGUACAGCAGCACAAUACAUUGGUGAAAUAUGUCGUUACUUGAUGGCUCAGCCAUUCCGAACAACCGAGAAUCAGCAUCGCGUUCGAGUCAUGUUUGGGAAUGGGCUUCAGCCAGGAUUGUGGCGUGAUUUCCAGACGAGAUUUGGCGUGAAAUUGAUUGGCGAGUUUUAUGGUGCCACUGAAGGAAAUUGUAAUAUCAUCAAUAUUGACAACACCAUUGGGGCCUGUGGUUUCACCUCCAUGAUUGCUCCAUUCAUGUACCCAGUGACCUUGAUAAAAGUCGACGAGGACAAUAAUAUCACGAGGGACAGAAAUGGAGUCUGUGUGCGGGCAAAACCAGGUGAACCCGGAGAGUUGGUGGGAAAGAUAGUUGCAGGUGACCCCCUGAGACAGUUUGAUGGCUAUGUGAGCAAGGAAGCCACUGAUAAGAAGGUGGCCAUGAAUGUGUUUAAGAAGGGAGACAUGGCCUUCCUUACUGGUGAUGUAUUGAUCAUGGAUGAGUAUGGUUACAUGACAUUCAGAGACCGCACAGGAGACACCUUCCGGUGGCGCGGUGAGAACGUCUCUACGUUUGAGGUGGAGACCACCAUCAGCAAGAUCAUCGGGCUGAGUGAUGCUGUCGUCUACGGAGUGGAAGUGACAGGUGCUGAAGGUCGUGCAGGUAUGGUGGCCAUAGUAGAACCAGAACACAAAUCAAUUGUGUACAACUGUGCAAAGCAUUACAAGAAAAACUCCCACCAUAUUCAAGACCCUUGUGUAUUCGCCUUAUGGAAAAGGCUGCAGACACCACUGGUUCACAAAAGCUAAAUAAGACAACCCUUCAAGCAGAAGGCUUUAACCCACACAAAACUGAGGAUCGACUAUUUUACAUGAAUAACAAAACAGGCCAAUAUGAACCUUUAACUCUAGAUAUUUACAGCGAUAUGUGUAAGCAAAAGAUCAGGUUUUGAAAUAUUAAGUUGUGAGCUUUUAACAGGGAUUUUUUUAAUCUUUUUUUGUAUGUUUGCCAUAGAAGAGGCUUCAUGAUUGAGCUCUUCAUGUGUGAGGCAAAAUAAAAUUGUUUGUAUUUUUUUCUUAAAUGGUUAAAAUAUUUUUGUUAAGUUAUAGUAACCAUAAUCAUGUCAUGCAUUGUAGCCUAAUAAACAAAGCAAACAUUAAAGUCAUCGCUCUGUUAACUAGUUAUCUUCAUUAAAUGGAACACUGUUUUAUCAUUUUAAACAUGCCGCACAAGCUUAUGGUUUAAAUACGUAUGUUUUAUGGGCAGUUUCUCCCUGCACAACACUUUCACAUUUUAAUUGUUAUUUUGAGGUUUUUACAAUCGUAAUGUUCUAUUUGUGAACUCAAUGAUGACCUGCAAAUAGAUACGAUAUACUUCAUGCUGGUUUAAUAAAGUUAGUUAUAAUCGGCCUUUUCAUUGUACAUGUACAUGUAAAAAGCACACACAUUAUUUCAUAAUUACAUUUGUUUUGUUUGAUUAAUUCAAUAGAGUACUUUGUAGACAUUCAUUAAUCGUCCAUGGAGUUUGUUUAUUUAACAAUGCAACCGAAACGCGUACGUUUAUAUUACUUUAUUUGUAUUAUCGUAAUGUUACUGUAUUUGAGUUUUGUUUGUAAUUCCGUGGGUAACAUUAAAUAUUUAUAGUCAACAGUUAAUCGAACUCUGGUAACAUGUAGGGGUGCAAAAAUAUUCCAAUAUAUUGUAUUGUUUUUUUGUUGUCCCCUACCGGUUUCACCGGAGGGGACUUAUGGUUUGCGCUUUGUGAGUCUGUUACGAUUGAACCCAUUUCUAUGUUAUUUUAUGUUUAUUUUCGGGCCUCAUUUGUAUAGAACUUUACAUUUGUCAAGUUAUGCAAGUUUUCAGAAUUUUCUGUUUGUCGGUUAUUAUCCCCCGCCAGAGGCGGAGGGAUAUUGUUUUAGCGUUGUCCGUCCGUCCGGCACUUUUGUGUCCGGAGCCAUAUCUUUGGCGGAUUUCAUUGAAACUUGUUAUGAGUAUAUAUAUGCAUAAGAGGAUGAUGCACGCCAAAUGGAAUUGUACACCAUCUGUUAAAAACAGAGUUAUGGCCCUUUGUAUCUUGAAAGAAUGCUUUUACUAUAGGCUCUUUUGUGUCCGGAGCCAUAUCUUGGAAGUGCUUUGGCGGAUUUCAUUGAAACUUGGUAUGAGUAUAUAUAUGGAUAAUAGAAUGAUGCACGCCAAAUGGCAUUGUACACCAUCUGAUAAUAACAUAGUUAUGACCCUUUGUAUCUUGAAAAAAUGCUUUGUGUGUGUCCAGAGCCAUAUUUUGAAAGUGCUUUGGCAGAUUUCAUUUAAAUUUGGUAUGAGUGUCCAGAAGCAUAUUGGCGGGGGAUAUCAAUUCAACGAAUUUGCUUGUUAAUUAUAUUUUGGUGUUCAGAAUGUUGGACCUUUUUUGCAAUUUAAAUCAUAAUAUACGUAUAUAACGAAACCAAAACCCGGUUACGAUUCAGAUACCUCCGCAUGUCCUUCCGACAUUCAAUACAUGCGAAUGAUUGAGAGGAAUUCUUUAAGCGCAAAUGAGUCUCUACAUUAAAAUGAAACUGAUGUAACAGCUACCUACGGAAUACCGUUAAUGCCAUCGUGGUUACACAUUAAAAUCCAGAGGGCGAGAACGCGAUAGUACGAUGACGAGAGUGCGACAAUACGAUGACAACAGUGCGACAAUAUGAUGGCGAGAACGCGAUGGCGAGAGUGCUAGAACGCGAGAGUACUAUGGCGAGAAUGCGACAAUACGAUGACGACCGCGCGACAAUACGAUGGCGAGAACGUGAUGGCGAGAAUGCAAUAAUACGAUGGCGACAGUAAUAUAUGACUAUCGCAUUGUCGCAAUCUUACUAUUGCUCUGUCGCCAUCGUAUUGUCGUUAUCGUACUAUCGCGUUCUCGCAUUACCGCCAUCGCAUUCUCGCAAUCGUAUUGUCGCACUGUCUUCAUCGUAUUGUCGCAUUCUCGUCAUCGUACUCUCGCGUUCUUGCAUUCUCGCCCUCUGGGUUUUAAUGUGUAACCUCGAUGACAUUAACGGUUUUCCGCAGCUACCUCUAUGCAUUUCAAGUUUAGAAUUGAAAAUGUUUUGAAGCUCGGACUUGAUAAUGCUAACAUUGUGUUGCAAAAUAAAGAAUAAGACAACAUA
Molecule: messenger RNA, 4277 nt
Organism: Dreissena polymorpha
Lineage: Eukaryota; Metazoa; Mollusca; Bivalvia; Myida; Dreissenidae
Product: long-chain fatty acid transport protein 4-like
Exons: 12
Coding region: 103-1944 (613 amino acids)
Molecular function (GO): long-chain fatty acid-CoA ligase activity; long-chain fatty acid transmembrane transporter activity
Source: RefSeq, a predicted model, not a curated record